AUGACAUCCGUUGGUUUUGAUGACAGAAGCUCAGUUUCAGGAGGAGGCCGUGACAACAGUUUUAGAUUCCCCCCUCCUCAAAUGACAUCCAAUACCGGACUCGCAACCUCUUCGACUUCACUCUCUUCUGGCCGCAAUACAGAUAUGAGUGGUUCCGAAUUGUCAGCAGUCGAAAAACUCAGAAACAAAUUUAUGACAUUUUUGUUUUUCAUACAAGACAACGAUAUCAGAGAAGGAUGGAGGGACUAUCUGUCGUUUUUCAUAUUCUAUAUCUAUUUAAUGUGGAUUUCAAUGUUCUUACCCAACUUGGGACUUGAGAUGAGAUAUGGAGAAUGGGGAUCAUGGCUCUUCACCGUUCUCAAUUAUCCAAUGACUUUCUCGAUGGAACGAUUGCCCUAUUAUGGAGCAUUGGCUCUUUCCAUCAUUGCCAUUGUUUUUCUAUUGGGAUACAUUUUGCUGAUCGUUUGGAGUAGUUAUGCUUUCAAAACGACUUCUCAAUACUUGAAUGGAACCAAACGAAUUGUGUCAUUGGCUUCCAAAGCAAUGCUCGCUCUAUCUAUUCCUUCUAUUUAUGUUAUAUCUAGCUUUAUCGAUUGUACAUUAACCACAGAACAACUCAAUACUCCAAUCUUGAAUCGAUUCUAUCAAUAUUCCAAUGUUAGCAUUGCAUGCUUUGGAUCACAGAAUAUUGCUCUCUACAUUACCUCUAUCGUUACAACGAUUCUUUUCAUGUUGUGCAGCGCUUUGGCUUGCCUCAUUGUUACCAACAGCCAUCCUCAUAACACAGUACCUUUUGUGGCUGACAAUCCACUUUUUAUUUGCGCCUUGCUUCUUUAUAAUCAAGCACAAAUUUUUAUUCACUUUGUGAUUCCAGCAGAGUAUUCAUUUGUGAGAGGUGUGAUUCACUUGGUUAGCGCUCUCGUCAUGUGUGUACUAUUGUUUAAAUCCUUACCAUUUUUGAGGAGGUUUGAAAACUCCAUCACGUUUGGUAUUCUUGCUUCAAGCUGUGCCUCCAGUAUUGGAUCAAUAGUGACCUCCAUAAUUAACAAGUCUAUUUUUGUUCAACUCCAAAUUCCAGUGAACGAAUUCGGCAUUGGUUUGAGUGGUGCGACGCUUGUGUUAAUGUUAUUGGGAUUUUUGAUGGGUACAAUAGUAUUGGAAGUGUAUACGAAAUAUAUUGUUCGAAGUGUGAGAUCUUUUAUAUUAGAGAACGGGAAAUCUGAAACGAAUGUAGAAGGAGGAGAUAUAGAGUCAACUGUCGAGCAUCAUGCUAUUGAAAAAUCAAUCGAAAAGGUUUCAUUGGCCAUUUAUAUUGAUUUUGUUAGCUCCAAAAACCUACGCAAACUGAUAUUAUUUUUAAGAUUUAGCAUGAAACCAUCAAUAUUUGAUAGAGAAUCAGUCAUCUCAAACAUUAAUAUGGCAAUCUCUUUAAUUAAGGGGUUCUCACAAAGUAACCAACUGGACACAGAAAUUUUGCUUCUCUCCUCUACCAUAAUUGCCAACUUUUUACCGCAAGAAGUUAAUGCAGUUCCAUUUGCUCAUGGACUUUUAAAAAAGGCAUGGAAAAAAAUAGAGUUGAACGCAUUAGCGACUCAAUAUUCCAAAAACUCUGUAAAUGCAAUAGAAGUGUUGUCUCAACUCUCUAAAAAUCAAGAAGAGAUGAAGUGUAUUCACAAAGCAUUUUGGAAAGAGCUUACACAAGAGACUGUUAAUCAUUCCAAAAUUGAGUCUCUCAUUCUCAGAUCCGCAAGUUUAACAAAUGAGUGUGAUCAAAAGUUCAAAAGUUUACUCUCAAUUUCUAAAAGCGAUAAGACAGUUUUGAGAUGUUUUGCAAACUAUAUAGAAGUAUUCAAAUUUAACAAAGAAUUAGCUCAGGAGCUUUAUAGUGAAGCAACAGCAUUAGAAGAAGAUGAAUCAAAAAGAAACCGAGCUCAAUACUCCAAAUUUAAGAAAAUGAAUAAUAGAGUUCUUCCAGUUCAAAGCAACCAAACAUGGAAUGAAGGCUCUGUGAACAAUGAUCUAAAUGAUUCCAAUGUUGAAUUUGAAGAUUCCAAGAUUGAUCAUACUUUUGAAGGAAUUGAAGAAGAUAGUGAGCUAAGAAAAGAAUCUGUUUUUAGAAACGUUUUAACAGUGACACACAAACACAUUUCUCUGUUGACAAUGUUUUCUGUGUUUAUUGUACUUUCUCUGGCUGUGUUGUCCUCAACGCUUGUAAUGGGAAUUAUAUUUUCUAAUUCUGUUACUGAUACUGUAUUGAAUGUUAACACAGCAUGCAAUCCCUUGACCUCAUCCAUUCAACUAGCGUCUGCAUUAAGAUCCAUACAAUCAAUGAUCUACCUUUCCAAUGUGAACGAACUGAAUGUCACUGUACUGAGAAAGUUUGGGUUCCAUUCAUUAGAGGAUUACUUGACAACAGAAAAACUUGAAAUGCAAAAACAUUUAGGUCUUAUUAAGAAAGUUACAGAGCUAGCUCAUACAGCUGAAUUUUCCAGAGACAUGUACUCCGAGUUUCAUGAAGUAUUUUAUCCAAUGUCAUUGCCUGUCGCUCCAUCAGGUAGUUCAACCUUUAAUGCUACUAAUUUGGUAAACUUGACCAUAGCAGAUAUUACAAAUGUGAUGACGAUCUAUGCCGAAGAAGUGCUCAAAUUCAACCAAGAUGAUUUAUCAAAAACGUUUGCAAGUUACCCUUUUAUGACUUUGUUCUUAAAUGCCGGUUACGUCACAUCUGCUUAUUCUCAAUUUUGUUACAAAUUUAUUGAACAAUCAAAAUCGAGCGUGAAGCAAACAUCCAAUAUUUUCAUCAUCUAUUAUUGCUUUUGCAUCGCUCUGUACUUUUUAUAUACCGUAGUGUUUGCUAUUUUCUCAAGAGUUGACCUUUCUUAUCUUAAGAAAGUUUUAAACCUUAUCGAGAAGAACGUUUCAAAGAACGAGUCGGGAAAGAUUUAUCACAAUCUUUGUAAAAGCUACACAGUGAGUGAAGAGACAAGUAUUAGCCCUCAGAAAAACUCUUUCUUUUAUCCAAGAAAUAUGGUAGUCAUGCUAACUUUCCUUGUAGCGAUUGUUGUAGCAGUAUGUGCUGGCCUUUUCCUUAACCAAACACUUGGAAACGCUCAAUACAGCUUUGAAUCAUAUGUUACAAUGAGAGAUGCAUACAUUGCUCUAGAGAAUACGGAAUAUUUAAUUUUCUAUGUCACUGAGGAUUAUACUCACACAUCAUUCAAGAAUAAGACUUUCUUUAAUUAUCCUCCACUUGUGACGAAUGAGUUUUUGGACCGUGUUCAUUCCAACAUUAGCGAUCGAGUAGCCAAGAUAAGAUUUUAUUGGAACAUGUGCAUGUAUGGCUCCAAUUACUUUCCAGAUGAAACGCUUGUGAUAGGAAUGUUUGAAACAACUGAUCGCAUGAUUCAUGGUGACGCUAAUUGUACUUUCGACAAGAUGAUCAGCGGUAAUAACUGCUCUAUUGGCAUCGAUAAUAUGGUCACUCUUUAUUUAGCAAAUAGUAUUGAACUAGCUGAACAAAUUGACAUGAGUCCAAUCGAUAGAAACAGGUUGCUGAACAAAUUUUUAGCCACUAGAUAUCUCUCACUCCGCGUUACUGAUGCUCUGCUUGAUUUUUCAGAGGUAUUCGCUCAAGGUGCUGCAAUUCCGUCGUCCACAUUUAUCACUAUCUUUUCCAUCAUUGGUUUUAUUUCACUUUUUAUUAUUUCCUUUUUAAUUUAUUUAUCCAUGAGGAAACACUUUAUUUCAGUUCAAGAAUUGCGAAUGUUGUUUAAUUAUUUACCAGUGGAGGUUAUGGAGUCGAAUGAAAAUAUCAAGAGCUAUAUUGUACAUCAUCAUUUACCAGAUAUAUUCUCGACAUCUUCAAUUUUACAAAGACGAAAAUCAUCAAGUUCUGAAGGAGACGCCAAAGUGAGAAAUAUUCUCAAUGCAUGCUAUGAUGGAACGGUCAUGUGCAAUAAUAAGGCUGAUAUUGAAAUAUUUAACCCAGCCGCACAAAAGAUGUUUGGAUACAACCAAACAGAGUCUGUUGGUAGACCACUCUAUCAAUUAUUUGACAAGAAUGAGCAGUCAAAAGUUAAAUCAUUGGUUGAAGAAAUGAUGAUUCACGCAGCACGAGGGGAGAGUAAGGGUGAAUCGAUGGAAGUUGAAUGCAUGAGAAAAAAUCAAACCACAUUCCCAUCACGGUUGAAUUUAUUUGUCACUUUACAUAACUCACAACCAAUUGUGACAUGCUUUAUUAAGGACAUCACAAGUGAAAAGAAACACAAUUCAUUGCUGGCUCAAGAGAAGAAGCACAGUGAGGAAUUAUUGUUGAAUAUUCUUCCUAGUGCUGUUGCGUGCAAGCUCAAGUCUGGAGAAACCUAUAUUGCAGAAAAGUUUAGUGAUGUUACAUGCUUCUUUAGUGAUAUGGUUGGGUUUACAAAAUUGAGUAGUGGAAUUCAACCCACCGAGUUGGUCAACAUGUUGAACGAAAUUGUGAACGGCUUUGACGAUAUUGUCGAGAAGUACAAUUUGGAGAAGAUCAAAACCAUUGGAGACUCGUAUUUCUGUGUUGGAGGAUUAUUCGGAGCAAAUGCUCAAUCCGAUCAUCCUGAACGAAUGCUUCGAUUUGCCAUUGAAACCUUCAAUGUUAUUCACAGAUAUAACUCCAAAAGUCAAAAACCAGCUCCUGAACAAAUCAAUAUCAGAAUUGGAAUUAAUACUGGAAGCGUUGUUGCAGGAGUGAUUGGAAAGAAAAAGUUUGCAUAUGAUUUGUGGGGCGACACCAUCAACGUAGCGAGUAGAAUGGAAUCUUCCUCGCUUCCAGGCAGAAUUCAAUUAUCUCGAUCGAGUUACGAACGCGUGUACGACAUUGCUGGACUUUCCUUUGAAGAACGAGUCAUUGAUGUGAAAGGAAAAGGUGAAUGCGUGGCUUAUCUAUUGGAUGAGAAGCAUCACAUCAAUCCAAUCAUUUCCACAGCACCUUCUCUGACUGACAUUUUACGGAAUAGUCUCACCGAGAAGAAUCCUAAUUUUGAUUCGAGUAUUGAGGUCUUUAAAACUGCUGCAGUUGUGGAUCAGUCAUUCUCCAAUCACGAUACAGUAAUGACUGGAGAAGAGGAAGAAAAAUUGAGAGUCAACAGUCUUGAGCAAGCUCAACAUUCAACAAACAUCAGCUCUGACACUUCCAUGACAAUUGCUGACACUAAGGUUGAACAUUAA
This is a messenger RNA of Naegleria lovaniensis, 5202 nucleotides long. RefSeq lists its product as uncharacterized. The coding region runs from base 1 to 5202 and encodes 1733 amino acids. Lineage: Eukaryota; Heterolobosea; Eutetramitea; Acrasida; Naegleriidae. Gene Ontology annotation, molecular function: phosphorus-oxygen lyase activity. The record is from RefSeq and is a predicted model, not a curated record. The transcript has 7 exons. Gene Ontology annotation, biological process: intracellular signal transduction; cyclic nucleotide biosynthetic process.